AAAUGGUUUAGCUCAGUAGAUUAUGUGGAGAUAUCAGUAUGAAAUUGUUCAUAGCACUAGUGGUCUCAUUUGCAGCAGUGAGUGCUCUCCCCAUCGAGGAGCCCGUCAACGGCGAAAAUGGAUGGUUUGUGCCCCAAGAAGAUGGUAGCUUUGAGUGGAUGAACAUAGAAGACGCUGAGAAGCUCUUAGAGAGAAGUGAGCUCACUGAAAGUCGUUCCAAUAACGUCUCCUUCUACCUGUACACCAAACAUAACCCAACCGAAGGCAAAGAGAUUAUGGCCGAUGCGUCCUCAAUUGAAGACUCUCAUUUCGAUAAGAACCACGGCACUCGUUUUGUGAUCCAUGGAUGGAAAGGACGUUACACCGAUACCAAUAAUGUCAAUAUCACAAAGGCCUGGCUUUCAAAGGGGAACUAUAACGUGAUCGUUGUUAACUGGGAUCGCGCCCAGUCGUGGGACUAUAUACCUUCAGUGCUAGCUGUUCCUGGAGCUGGAACCAAAGUGGGACAGAUGAUAGAAUACCUUCACCAACAUCACGACAUGUCUCUGGAGAGUCUGCAGGUUAUUGGACACAGUUUGGGUGCCCAUGUUGCUGGAUAUGCCGGAAAGCAUGUCGGGGACAAAAGGAUCCACACAAUAGUUGGUCUAGAUCCCGCCAUGCCUCUAUUUUGCUACGAUAAGCCCGACAAGCGUCUGUCCACCGAGGAUGCCUUCUAUGUGGAGUCCAUCCAGACCAAUGGGGGAUUAAAAGGCUUCCUUAAGCCCAUUGGCAAGGGCACCUUCUACCCGAAUGGAGGGAGGAAACAACCAGGAUGUGGUAUUGACAUUUUAGGAUCCUGCUCCCACCAGCGAUCCGUGAGCUACUAUGUGGAGGCUGUUACCGAGGAUAACUUCGGUACCAUCAAGUGCAACGAUUACCAGGAUGCGUUGGCCAAUGAGUGCGGAAGAACCUAUAGUGGCGUUCGAAUGGGAGCAGUUACCAAUGCCUACAUGGUCGAUGGCGACUACUAUGUACCAGUUAACAGUCAGACUCCCUUCGGCAAUAUCAAGUAG
Drosophila suzukii is the source of this 1052-nucleotide messenger RNA. RefSeq names its product phospholipase A1 VesT1.02. NCBI's taxonomy places the organism in Eukaryota, Metazoa, Arthropoda, Insecta, Diptera, Drosophilidae. Gene Ontology annotation, biological process: lipid catabolic process. The record is from RefSeq and is a predicted model, not a curated record. Gene Ontology annotation, molecular function: lipase activity.